UUUCCCACGACACGCUUGUCUGAGCACAAUAGUCCACCAUGUCUUACUCGUGGGUUGGCCCACCUACGGUCUUCAAUGGCACCAAUGCCUUUGAGGGUGGAGAUUCCAGUAAGUCACCUCCGUAGCACCGACCCAUGUGAACCCUACUCCACCGUUUUCGUCCGAUCCACCCCAAAAAAGUUUCCAUUUAGCUUCACGAAGGCCCUCGUUAACAAUGACACUCUAAUAGACGUUGAAAACAUAAAUCAAUGGUUCCAAUCCGGUGACCAGGCCUACAUCAUCGUGGCUUCGGCCAUGGUGUUAGUCAUGGUACCAGGUCUUGGUUUCCUCUACUCCGGUCUUGCCCGAAGGAAAUCUGCUCUGUCCUUAAUUUGGGCAUGUAUGGCUUCCUGCUCCGUCAUCACUUUCCAAUGGUACUUCUGGGGAUAUUCGCUGGCCUUCAGCCAGUAUGGCAAGAGCGGUUUCAUAGGUGAUCUCUCUAAAUUCGGGCUCAUGAAGACUCUGGGAGCUCCCAGCCCUGGCAGCCCCUUGAUCCCAGAUCUUCUCUAUGCUUUCUAUCAGAUGCAAUUCUGCGCCGUCACAGCCGCCAUUGUUGUCGGAGCAGUUGCCGAACGAGGCCGCUUGAUCCCCAUGAUGGUAUUCAUCUUCUGCUGGGCUACACUUGUAUACUGCCCAAUUGCUUGCUGGGCCUGGAACGUUAAUGGAUGGUUUUUCAAAUGGGGCGGACUCGACUACGCUGGUGGAGGCCCCGUCGAAAUUGGCUCUGGUAUGUCUGCCUUGGCCUACUCCAUGGUCUUAGGAAGACGCCAGGAGAAGAUGAUGCUCAACUUCCGCCCACACAACGUUUCUUUGAUCACCCUCGGCACGAUUUUGCUCUGGUUCGGUUGGUUGGGUUUCAAUGGAGGCUCUGCUUUCGGUGCUAACCUUCGUGCCACCAUGGCGUGCUGGAACUCGAACUUGACUGCUAUGUUCGCCGCUACGGCUUGGGUUCUUCUCGAUUGGCGCCUUGCUCGCAAAUGGUCUAUGGUCGGCUGGUGCUCAGGUUGCAUUUCUGGCCUCGUUGCUGCUACGCCCGCCUCUGGCUACAUCCCACCUUGGGCUAGUGUUGUUCUAGGUAUCGUCACAGGUAUCGUGUGCAAUUUUGCCACCAAAGUGAAAUUCUGGAUCAAGAUUGAUGAUGCCCUCGACGUGUUCGCUGAGCACGGUGUCGCUGGCAUGAUUGGUCUCCUGUUCAACGGUAUCUUUGGUGCUGCUUACAUCAUUGGUCUUGAUGGUGUCAAUACUGGCCUCUUUCCCGGUGGCUGGAUUGAGCACAACUAUAAGCAACUCUACAUCCAGUUCUCCUAUGUUGUGGCCGCUACUGCAUAUGCCUUCGUUGUCAGCGCUCUGCUCGCUUUCAUCAUCGACAAGAUUCCCGGCCUGCACCUCCGUGCGUCCGAAGAGGCUGAACUUCUUGGAAUGGAUGACGACCAGCUCGGAGAAUUUGCCUACGACUACGUCGAGGUUCGCCGUGAUUACCUUGCCUGGACACCCGCCAAGAACGACCCUAUCUCCACCGAGCACUCGAUUCCUCAAGGAGAACGCCACGGCAUUGCGCAGCACAGCCAGAUGCUAGAGGGCAAGGAGCCAAGUGAGAGCAGCGGAGACGCUCACACUGGUAUUAGCGGUGACCGCCACGCCAUUGCCGCAGAGAAACCUGAACUUCAGGCGUAAACAGUCUGAAUUGACUUCUCGUCUGUUUCUGACAUGGAGUCUAGAGUGAGCAUUUUAGGAGUUAAAUAUACCACUAACUGUGUCUGUCUUUUCCAGUAGAGGGUUGGUGACCGGCACAGAAUGUCUUGUCGGCCUAGACGUUGGUGGAUUUGUAGCAACAACAGGCAUUUGCCACUUCCUAAUCCUCUAUUUUCAUCCUGUAUUGUACAUAUAAAAUUGCUACAGCCUCGCUGGUACUGAGCAAUUCAAAAAUCAUUUAAAUCCCAUC
Molecule: messenger RNA, 1981 nt
Organism: Lindgomyces ingoldianus
Lineage: Eukaryota; Fungi; Ascomycota; Dothideomycetes; Pleosporales; Lindgomycetaceae
Product: ammonium transporter-like protein
Exons: 3
Coding region: 76-1713 (545 amino acids)
Biological process (GO): ammonium transmembrane transport
Cellular component (GO): plasma membrane
Molecular function (GO): ammonium channel activity
Source: RefSeq, a predicted model, not a curated record